Molecule: messenger RNA, 1614 nt
Organism: Larimichthys crocea (large yellow croaker)
Lineage: Eukaryota; Metazoa; Chordata; Actinopteri; Sciaenidae
Product: four and a half LIM domains protein 1
Exons: 8
Coding region: 688-1527 (279 amino acids)
Biological process (GO): muscle organ development
Molecular function (GO): transmembrane transporter binding
Source: RefSeq, a predicted model, not a curated record
AGGGUGUUGCAAUCAGCAACUAAAGCACUAAAACACACUGGUACUUUAAGGAAUCUCUUUUUAUUUCCUUUUCCAUUUCUUCAUUCAUUUGUGCUUAAACAUUCCAGAUCAAUAUCCGCCUGUGACAAUUGAGAUUCUCCACGACAACUAACCAGGCCUAUGUCUCGAUGAACACUGUGAGAUGGAACUGAAUUGCUGGUAAGGUCCUAUUUCCUGUCCGAGACAACUUGUGUGGUGUGGAGCUUGGCGCAGGCGCAGAUUGCAGUAUUUAACUUGAGGGUCCCGUUAAAGCGGAGUUCCGCUGCUCACACGGAUCAGAGAGCGCCGCUCACUUUCUCCGACGCAGUCAUCGCUCUGAACCCGUUCCUUUUCACUACAUUUAUGCAUCCAAACACUUCCACAGCCCGAAAGGAAAUUCCUCCCGACAACGUCACAUACACCAGCAGCGGCAAUUUCAAACAGAAGCAGAGAUUCUUCCUCCGACAGCGUGGAGAUAUUACAGCACUGGAUCCCCACAAUCAUUACCAGCAAUUGGGAUGACCUACUCCCUCAACCGACAUGCAAUCAAACAAUUGUCCCCAAUGAACAAAGAGCAGAGAAUAUGCAAGCCGCAUUCCUUCCAAUAAUACACAGCUUUACGCACAUAUACACUGAAGUUGGAGUCUCUCUCUCUCUCUUGGAGUGACAAUGGCAGACAGUUCGCACUGUUUCUACUGCCAGGAGGACCUCGGGGGGAAGAGGUUCGUACGCAACCAAGGCAGGGCGGUAUGCGUCCGCUGCCACACCAAAUUCUGUGCCAACACCUGCACUGAGUGCCACCGACCCAUCCCUGUGGAAUCAAAGGAGCUCAGCCAUAAGGGAAAGUACUGGCAUGAGGAGUGUUUCCGUUGUGCUAAGUGUUACAAGCCUCUGGCGAAGGAGCCCUUCAGCACCAAGGAUGACCGCAUCAUGUGCGGGAAGUGCUGCUCCAGAGAGGAUGCUCCACGCUGCCAUGGCUGCUAUAAAGCCAUACUGGCUGGCACAGAGAGUGUGGAGUACAAAGGGAACUCUUGGCACGAUGAGUGUUUCACCUGUUACAACUGUAAACGACCAAUAGGAUCGCAGAGUUUCCUCUCCAAAGGAAGUGAUGUAUACUGCAGCCCAUGCUACGACAAGAAGUUUGCCAAACACUGUGUCAGCUGCAAAAAGCCAAUCACCUCUGGAGGAGUAAACUACCAGGACCAACCAUGGCAUGGUCACUGUUUUGUGUGCAGCUCUUGCUCAAAGCCUCUGGCAAGGACGAGUUUCACCAACCACCAGGACCAGGUCUUCUGUGUCGACUGCUACAAGAACACUGUGGCAAAGAAAUGCAGCGGCUGCCAAAACCCAAUCACAGGUUUUGGUAAAGGAGUGAAUGUGGUCAACUAUGAGGGCAGCUCCUGGCACGAAUACUGCUUCAACUGUAAGAAAUGCUCCCUCAGUCUGGCCAACAAGAGCUUCGUAACCAAGGGGAGAGACAUCCUCUGCGCUGACUGUGGCAACAAGUAGAGAUGGAAAGCCUGGUCACUGUCUAACAGCGGUCAUGAUGGUUUUUUUUUUGUUUAUUUUAUUUUUACAUAAAGGCCAGAGGAUCCA